This is a messenger RNA of Vigna radiata var. radiata (mung bean), 2348 nucleotides long. Its product is annotated as rab escort protein 1. Gene Ontology annotation, biological process: vesicle-mediated transport; small GTPase-mediated signal transduction; protein geranylgeranylation. NCBI's taxonomy places the organism in Eukaryota, Viridiplantae, Streptophyta, Magnoliopsida, Fabales, Fabaceae. Gene Ontology annotation, molecular function: GDP-dissociation inhibitor activity. The transcript has 9 exons. Bases 160 to 1809 code for a protein of 549 amino acids. Gene Ontology annotation, cellular component: cytosol; nucleus; cytoplasm. The record is from RefSeq and is a predicted model, not a curated record.
CCAUAGAAGAUAACAUACCCUGUAAGGUUAUGUGCCUAAAUCUCAAACCUUAAAAAUGUUCCUCCUUAAACCUUAGCGAUCUCAACCACAGUCAAACUAAAACCAUUUUUUCUCGCACGACACAGACGCAAUCAACCUGCACGCGCCGUCGUAGUCGCUAUGAGUGAAUCCCAAGACCCGUUAUCCUACCCUCCCAUAGACCCCGUCAACUUCGAUCUCAUCAUCGUCGGCACCGGCCUAUCUGAAUCUGUCGUCGCCGCCGCCGCAUCAGCCGCCGGCAAAACUAUCCUCCACCUCGAUCCCAACUCCUUUUACGGCAGCCACUUCGCCUCUCUUUCCUUCCUAGACUUCACUUCCUACCUCACUUCCCCCAACCCUCUCCCCGCCGUCGUCACAACCACCGACUCCGAAUACGUUGUUGUCGAUCUCGUCCACCAACCCAUCUGCUCCGACGUGGAAAUCUCAUGCUAUGAUGAAUACUCGUUCCUCUGCGAAAAUUCGAGAAAAUUCAACAUCGAUUUGGGAGGUCCGAGGGCGCUGUUCAGCGCGGACAGGACGAUCGAUCUGCUGUUGAAAUCUGGCGCGGCGCAGUAUUUGGAGUUCAAAGGAAUCGAUGAAAGCUUCGUGUACGAACCGAAUGGGGGUUUGGCGAACGUGCCGGAUUCUCGCGGAGCGAUUUUCAGAGACAAGAAGCUUUCGCUGAAGGAGAAGAACCAGUUGAUGAGGUUCUUCAAGUUAGUUCAGCAGCACUUGGAUGAUAAUCAGGAGGAGAAAAUUUCGGAGGAGGAUAUGGAGAUUCCUUUUGUUAGUUUCUUGGAGAAAAUGAAGUUGCCGCCUAAGAUAAAAUCGAUUCUUUUGUAUGCUAUAGCUCUGGUAGAUUAUGAUCAAGACAGUAAUGAGGUUUGUAAAGAUUUGCUCAAAACAAAAGUUGGAAUUGAUUGUUUAGCUCAAUACAGCUCAUCUGUUGGAAGGUUUCCUAAUGCCCCUGGUGCGUUGCUUUAUCCUAUUUAUGGCGAAGGAGAACUAUCACAAGCCUUUUGUCGCCGUGCUGCUGUCAAAGGUUGCAUUUAUGUUCUAAGAAUGCCAGUUGUUUCGCUGCUUAUGGAUAAGGCUACUGGGCUUUAUAAAGGUGUUAGGUUAGCUUCAGGUCAAGAUUUAUAUAGCCAACAACUGAUUCUGGAUCCAUCCUUCACUAUUCCAUCACCAUUGUCUUUGUCUCCAAGAGAUUUUCCUUGUGAAAGGCUCCAAAUGUUGAGUCAGAGAGAUAUUAAAGGAAUGGUGGCUAGGGGAAUAUGCAUCACAAGAAGUUCAAUAAAGCCAGAUGUAUCUAAUUGCUCAGUGGUGUAUCCUCCUAGAUCUUUGUAUCCCGAACAGAUGACAUCAAUCAAAUCUCUUCAGAUAGGAUCAAAUCUUGCUGUUUGUCCUGAGGGAACUUUUAUUUUAUAUUUUUCCACUUUGUGCAAUAAUGCCGAUGAAGGAAAGAAUCUACUAAAAGCAGCCAUGAAUGCUCUUCUCACACUGCCUGUAUCCGGAAACACUGAAAGUAUUUCAAGUAUUCAAAGUGACAGUGAGGAUACUAAACCGAUUGUGCUCUGGAGUGCAUUGUAUAUUCAGAAAUUAAUUGUGAGUAAUUUUGAAUUGAUCAGCUCCACUUCUACACCGGAUGGACAUCUGAACUACAAUGACCUUUUAGAUGCAUCUGAGAAGCUAUUUCGUCAGAUGUACCCCAAUGAAGAAUUCUUUCCAAAGGCAACAUCACCCGAAGAUCCUACAGAUGAGGAUGAUAAUGGGUUAACUCUGGAUAGCUAAAUAAGGUAAAAAUCAGCUGAUCAUUUCAUGUCAGAACAGUAGGAGAAAGGAACUCGUGAAAGAUACACACGCCCAAAAAAUUGAGGAUGGGGAUUAAAAUUUGUAAUUAUAGAGGUAAAAAGUUUACAUAUCUUAAUUUUUAGAUGAACAAAAUCAAAAGAAGUCUUCAAGGCUAGGAAAAGUAUUGAUCAAUUAUUCUGAAUUUUUUUGGUAAAGCAUAGACAUACUCAUUUGAUGCCAAAUAUCCACUUAUGAGCACUUGUUGGACCAAGCUAUCACUUAUUAUUGAUGCGGAAAUGUGGAAAUUCCAUGGGGCUGAAUUACAGCGGUAUCGUUCCUAUAUCUUCAUCUGCAAUUUGUAUCUUAGAACAAUUUGAUUGUAUAAUAUUUGUAUGAGCAUUGGAUGAUUUGAAUUUGCUUCAACUGUGACCGACAUGAAUAUUGUAUGUUGGACGACUUAAUUUUGCCAGAGAUUGACUUAAUACAGAACAGAACAAUCAAAUGUCCUUUCACUUAAUAAUAUUUCGUGGUUAUACAUG